AUGAGUUCAGGCGAUAAGAAAAACUCCUCAAAAGAAAACAGUCCUAGGAGACCUCCACUUCCCUUAUUUCGAACUGCAAAGAACAAAUUAAGCUUAAUUUCAAAACUGAGGGACACUUCAAAUCUAGGAAGCCCAUCAAGACUAGAAAAAGAAAGCUUUGAAAAUCGAAAUUUUCAAUCUUUGUUAAGCAAAGUUACAUUUUCAAGCGAUGAUUAUUUAUAUGACCACGUUCUCUCCCCAGGCAUUGCAUUUUACAAGUUUCUUGCAAAGCGUUCAAAUAAAACAAAUAUAACGAGACUUGAAGUUUCAAUUCCUGACACAAUAGUUUUUAAUGAAAGUAUGAUGCCGGUCUGAAUUUAUACAGGUGAAGAUGGUUUUGUAUAUAGGACUGAAACGUUCCAUGAUCACUUAAUCCAUAAUAAAUUCGGCAUGGUUGAACAUCCUUGAGAAGUUGUUGCUGUGGUAAAAAAGCCUAAAUGAAAUAAUGAGCUCAAAAAAUACCAUGGGCUAAGCACAUACGUUCUAAACUCCACUGAUUUAAAAUCAAGACUCAAUGAGUUUUCUAGUGGAGAACCAUGCGUGAUCCAAAGGUUCAUCAAGAGCAAAGGACCUGUGGCAUUUGUCUGUCGAACUUUUUACAGAAAGCAGGGAAGGUGCUGUGUGUAUGUCAUUACAAAUAAAGUGGGAUUUUUAAAUGAAAAUGUCGAGCCAAGGAAAAGAUGCUUGACUUCGACAGGUGAAAAAGACUCAACAAAUAUCAUCACUUCAAUGACUGGGAGAUAUUUGAAUGAAACUCUUCCGAUGGUAAAAAAAAUUGCUCAGUUUUUGGAAAUGAAUAUGGGGACUGAAGUAUUAGAGCUUGCUUGCGAUUUUGUUAAGGACGAAAGUAAUAAAUGAUGGUUCACUACUUGUAAAGCGUUUAAGCUUGGAGAAAUGGAGCCCAAUUUAAGCGGUUUUAUCGUGGAUAAACCAUAUUGGAGCAGUGAUAGUGAAAAUGACGAAUCUGAAGGAAAUUCAAUGCAUAACGACUAUCAGAGACUUAAGAGAUGCAGGCUGUGCCAAGUCUAUCAUCCUCUAAGCGCUUUGUUGCACCAGCUGACUAUAAAGAUGAUUACUCAAACUGAUCAGCAUUUGCGUGAGAGAGGAGUUAUAUCAUGGUUUUAUUAUUUGUAUUAUAUUCAUAGUUCAAGUAGGAAUAUUUAUAUUUAUUUUUUAUUCGUAUUAAUAUAUGAUUGAAAUAUGAUCCAAUGACUAGACCGUGCUGAAUACCGACACUCUGGGAUGGCAACAGUCUACCAAAGCUACCCCGUCUGCCGAGACUGUUAUACUUUAUAUGAGCUUACAGAAGAAUUAAAAGAAAUUCAGCGAAUCACCUCCUUAGUUUUCAGCAUCCCUUAUAAGCCUACUGAAGUGAGCUAUGGAGAAAUGCCUGAAAAUUGGGAAUUCAAAUCUGACACAGCAGUUGUCAUGACGAAUGAAAAGCCAAAAACAGUCAUGGAAGAAGCUCGAGAAAGCAAGCCAAUGAAGCUUUUCAGAAUAGUUCUAAUUUUGCUUGGGAUCGAAGAAAUCUCACAAGGCAUUAAGCACGACUUUUCAAUUAAAUUUUCCAUGUUUAACAUAGAGCAAGUCUAUCAAUUAGACGAUUCAAAGUGAAAAGAUGGAAGAAUUGAAAUGAAUAAGUUUAGAAUGUUCCAGUUCUUUGCAAAUUCGAGAAAAGAAUGAAAACACUAUUUGAAUGAGAAUAAUGCGCUCUCAGUAUAUUUGUGUAAAGGGAACAAAACCAUUUCAAAAGUUGACUUAGAGAUGAUUGACUUUAGAAACCCCAUAGUAAAACAUAAAAAAUAUUAUAAAGUUUUGUCAAAAAAUACAAAUAUUUUGGGUUUUCUGAAUUGUCAAUUAGCAAUUGAGGAGGAAGGGUUUAUUGAUGUGACUAACAUUAAGCUGCAGCACAUUUCUGGGCUGUUUGUCCCUCCAGAAGAUUUUAUCUUAUGUUUGCCCUUACCAGACGAGUGGCUUGAAAUUUUGCCUGAUAUUAGCGACCCAACUGAAGCAAUUGAGCUCACAAAUCAUAGGCCUUCACUGAUUUCAACUGUAACUCAACAUAUCAACACCUCUUCUUUAAAUACCACUAAAGCGCUAAUUCCAAAGCCACCUCCAAAGCGUGCAAGAGCUCAAUCUGCACAUAACAAAAGAACUUAUCGAAAAUUUGAUUCCUUAAACAUGAAUCAAAGCUACCUAAACGAUUCAAAAUUAACAAAUCUUAAUGAUUCAAAAUUAAUUACAGCAAAAACAGUCAGAGCACGAUCAGCUUCACAAAGGAAAAAAAUUUGACGCUUAACAAUUGAGGUCCACACAGCAACUGGACUUAUUGAUCCUAUAGAAAAAAAAUGGAAAGUUGUUUUUAAAGCCUUUGGAUCUAAAUAUGCUGAAGAAGAAAUUACUAGAAGAGAGCAUCUAAUUCAUUUUAAAUUCAUGAAAGAAAUUUAUCCUGCAUUAUUAAAAUCAAUCCAUAAUAAUAUAAAUAUUUUAUAUAAAAAUAACCCAGCCAUUUGAUCUAUAUUUUCUAUAAAUUAGUAUAUAUUAAAUGCAGUAACUCAAAACUUUUGCAAACUUUAAUGAGUGAAGUUAUUGAGUUUAGAAUUUUUAGAGACAACGAAAUUGGAAAAGCAGCUGCACCCCUGGAAAUUUUGAGAUACGAAAGAAGUGUCAAGUCAGGUUAUCCUGUUGAAAUGGAGGGAAGAGGAGGUGUUUUUCUAGACGUGAAUCUAAAGCUGGAAGAAUCGAAGUCAAAAGAUGUUGAAGUCAUGAGAGUUGUUGGCCCAGGAGUUUCGCUUGUAAAAGUUGAAGUCUAA
Molecule: messenger RNA, 2852 nt
Organism: Blepharisma stoltei
Lineage: Eukaryota; Ciliophora; Heterotrichea; Heterotrichida; Blepharismidae
Source: the annotation of a GenBank genome assembly